GCAUUCGGUGGCAUGAUUUAGAAAGAGGAGAGAAGCUUCCCAUCCCCCUAAUAUGGCACCCCCAAACGAGCCAUCGUGUCUGGAAUCUACAAGCUCUCAGCCGCCCUCAUCCGUAUCAGAAACCCCCUUUCAGGAACAAGGAGAGAAAGAGAGAGAGUGAGUGAGAGAGAGAGACCGAGACCGGCCGGCGGAGCGUCUGUGCAGAGAGCCUCAGUCGUAGACAGAUAGGGUACCGCGGCUGCAGUGGAGCUCCGUCCGGUCCUUAGCGCACUUUUUGGGGGAACAUGUCAGCCAGACCGGGGUACUAUCGGCAGGAGCUGAACAAGACAGUUUGGGAGGUUCCCGAGCGGUACCAGAACCUGACUCCCGUGGGCUCGGGGGCCUACGGUUCCGUAUGUUCAGCCUAUGACGUGAGGCUGAGACAGAAGGUGGCAGUGAAGAAGCUGUCCAGGCCGUUCCAGUCUCUCAUCCACAGUCGUCGUUCCUACCGGGAGCUCCGUCUGCUCAAGCACAUGAAGCACGAGAACGUAAUAGGGCUCCUGGAUGUCUUCUCCCCUGCUGCCUCCCUGGAGGACUUUAAUGAAGUCUACCUAGUGACCAAUCUAAUGGGGGCGGACCUCAACAAUAUCGUUAAAUUCCAGCGCCUCUCCGACGAGCAUGUUCAGUUCCUUAUCUAUCAGCUGCUACGAGGGCUCAAGUACAUCCAUUCAGCCGGACUGAUCCACAGAGACCUGAAGCCCAGUAAUGUGGCCGUGAAUGAGGACUGUGAGCUCAGGAUCCUUGACUUUGGAUUGGCCAGACAGACAGACGAUGAGAUGACUGGAUACGUGGCCACUCGCUGGUACAGAGCCCCUGAGAUCAUGCUCAACUGGAUGCAUUACAAUCAAACAGUGGAUAUCUGGUCAGUAGGCUGCAUCAUGGGAGAACUUCUGAAAGGGAAGGUCUUGUUUCCAGGCAAUGACUAUAUCGACCAGCUGAAGAGAAUCAUGGAGGUAGUGGGCACGCCGACACCUGAUCUCCUGCAGAAGAUCUCCUCUGAACAUGCUCAGAAAUACAUCCAGUCACUCCCCUUCAUGCCUCAGCAGGACUUGGAGAAGAUCUUCAGAGGAGCCAACCCGCUGGCUGUGGACCUCCUGAAGCGUAUGCUGGUGUUGGACUGUGACGGCCGUAUCUCGGCCAGCGCUGCCCUGUCCCAUCCCUACUUCUCCCAGUACCAUGACCCUGACGACGAGCCUGAGGCCCCACCCUACGACCAGACGCUGGAGAGCAAGGACCGCACUCUGGAGGAGUGGAAGGAGCUGGUGUUUGAGGAGGUGAACGGGAUCAAGCCACCCGUCAGCAACACAGACAACCUUCAGGUGGAGCCGUAAAAUGCCCCGCCCCUUCCUGCUCUGCCACUUCCUGCUCCGCCCCUCUCCCGCCUCCUGAAGAAGAUCCGCCCCCCUUUGUCUCUGCCUGUCCUUCAGUCAGCCAGGUCUGGGAGGAGCCGAGAGAGACUGCGAGCCAAUCAGAGACAACGCUGUAUCCCAGGGCAUGCUCUUCCCCCUCCCUGAUGAAUGUGAUUAUUGGUCGGUUUGACUGUCCGUCAGGAGUGAAGUGUGAAGGGGGCGGGGAAGAGGCGGUUUGCAUUUGAACAUGAAGGGAUGAGAAUUAUACGCACAUUACGAUUACAGGGAAAGAAGUUUGUAUUUUCAGAUUGGUGUUGUAAGUCAGAAAGAGUGUGAGAGAGUGAGAAAGAGAGUGAGAAAGAGAGACAGUGAUAAAGAGAGACAGUGAGAAAGAGAUUGAGAAAGAGAGAGUUAGCAAGUAGCACUAGCAUCCAAACUUACCUAUUCUAGUUUUGUCCAAUAGAUGUCCCACCAGAAUUAAGUAUCAAGCCACUCCAAUCCUUUGUAAUGGAGAUGGUCAUACAUUACCAUAUUACCACCGUAACUGUUCCACUCAGUGGACUUGCAUGAAACAAUAUCAGUGAUUUAUAACUUUCUUUCUGUCAUCAGUAAACGUCGUGGCAGCAAGGUAGAACAGCAUUCUUACCAAAGGUUCAGAGUUGGAGUGUUGCUGAGGAUUCCGACCCAAUUAUGUCUCUGAUGUUUAAACUGUAGCAUAGAACGCUCUUCCACGCAUACAAACCACACCACAACCCACAGUUGCCGAAUCAUCCCCUUGCAGUCAUUGAAGACCUCCAGAUGAUAUCUGUUUACUAAAAGCGCUCUGAGAAUGAGGUCUCACCUGAGGAGAGUCGGAUUGUUGGCUACAAUCGUAGCGCUGGUCGUGACUUGUGGUAACAGUGUCUAAGGUCUUUCAGAUUGUAGCUGCCAGUCACUCAGCGACUCACUGGACUUGGUACAAGCUCAUGGACACCAGAAGCUCUGGAGCUCCAGGGACAAAGGUUAUACAGGUCCAUGACUUUCAGCUGAGGAGGUUCAACUCUGGAUGGAGUUACCAUGCAGUUUCAGAUGAAUCAUGUCUGACUAGGAUUCCCCCUGAGAGGGCUUUAACAGAUGGAACAGCGACAACAACACCAUAAAGACAAACAUGAUCGGCGGAACUAACUGGCCACUAUCACACACACACCCGGAGUGAAGAGUUGAAUCUGAGGAGUUGGCAUUAUAAUGGCACAAGAGGCAUAUCGCCAUCUACUAGUUUUUGAACAAUAAAAGAAGAAGCUCCCAUAUCAUAGCACAUCCAUUGCAUAUUUUGGAUCUAGUAACAUGCUCUGGGAUCGCCUGUUAUGUAUGUAUGUAUUACUACAGCCACAAUCACACGCCUCACUUACAGUAAUACAUCUGUCAACUAAGAUCACGUCUGCGCAGGACGGUUGAUGUUGUACGAUAUGUGUGGUGAACCAAAUUUUGAUGUCAUAUAUCUGAUGGAUGUGAAAACAAAAUGAAUGUUAACAAAUGUGUACUUUCUAGAAUGUUUGUGUUGAUCAGAUGGCGGCAUGAACCUCAACAGUGAAAUGGCUGCUUAAUGGAUUUACAUCACUAUAACCAAAUGUUUGUUUCCUUGAAUGCCAAAUCAACUCACACAGGAGGGUAAACAAACCUAACAAAUGUCUUUGUUACAAAAAUCAUAUCACUGGACUUUUAGUGUAAGCCGAUGGGACAUGGCCUAUGGCAUAGGUCUAUACAGUGUGUGUGUCUGCUUUGCAUGUCUUCAGCAGGUUCUUCCAGCCAGCAAAAGACUCCCUCAAAGCCUGGAACUCUUCAAAUUGACUACCAUUCUGCUCCCCUCAAUAAAAACAAAGUUC
Molecule: messenger RNA, 3250 nt
Organism: Hypomesus transpacificus
Lineage: Eukaryota; Metazoa; Chordata; Actinopteri; Osmeriformes; Osmeridae
Gene: mapk11
Product: mitogen-activated protein kinase 11
Exons: 12
Coding region: 285-1370 (361 amino acids)
Biological process (GO): protein phosphorylation; intracellular signal transduction
Cellular component (GO): nucleus; cytoplasm
Molecular function (GO): ATP binding; MAP kinase activity
Source: RefSeq, a predicted model, not a curated record